UUCAAUGCCCCUUUCCAAAAUCAAGCAUCUUUCUCUUUCUCUCUCCCUUUCACGCCCUGUUUCCUUUUCUUUCAUUUGCAGAUCAGUUUGCUUCAUUUCUAUUGGUUUAGAAGUUUCAUCGCUCGCCACUUACCCAAAUGGCGAAUUCGGCGUCAGGGAUAGCAGUGAGUGAUGAAUGCAAGCUGAAAUUUUUGGAGCUGAAAGCGAAAAGAGACCACAGAUAUAUAGUGUUCAAGAUUGAUGAUUCAGGGCAUCAAGUUGUGGUUGAGAAAGUUGGGAGAAAUGAUGAGACUCAUGAAGAUUUUGCCAACAAUUUACCUCCCAAUGAGUGUCGCUAUGCAGUUUUUGAUUAUGACUUUACCACAAACGAGAAUGUCCAGAAAAGCAAGAUCUUCUUUGUUGCUUGGGCACCAGAAACAGCAAGAGUAAGAAGUAAGAUGUUGUAUGCAAGCUCCAAAGACAGAUUCAGGAGAGAAUUAGAUGGUGUCCAGGUUGAGUUGCAGGCUACUGAUGCAAGUGAGAUGAGCUUGGAUACCUUCAUUGGGAGAGCUCGUUGAAAUUAAUAUCUCUUACCUAAAUAUAUUUGGCCUAUAUUCAUUGGCAAUUUGUAUACAGGCCCUUCGUUUAUUGGAUUUUGAGGAAUGUGUUCUUUGUUAUUUCUUUUACUAUAUAUGGUGUUCAAUUUUGUCUUUUUAGUAGCUAGGCUACUAGUAUGAUCUUGUGACCAUUUGAUUAAGAAUGUCAUCAAUGUUUAUUUGAAAUUUUUACCUGUUUU
Messenger RNA from Nicotiana attenuata, 775 nucleotides. Its product is annotated as actin-depolymerizing factor 10-like. The coding region runs from base 138 to 557 and encodes 139 amino acids. Gene Ontology annotation, biological process: actin filament depolymerization. Gene Ontology annotation, molecular function: actin filament binding. Gene Ontology annotation, cellular component: cytoplasm; actin cytoskeleton. The record is from RefSeq and is a predicted model, not a curated record. Lineage: Eukaryota; Viridiplantae; Streptophyta; Magnoliopsida; Solanales; Solanaceae. The transcript is spliced from 3 exons.